Messenger RNA from Talaromyces amestolkiae, 3009 nucleotides. RefSeq lists its product as uncharacterized. Gene Ontology annotation, molecular function: heme binding; FAD binding; oxidoreductase activity, acting on paired donors, with incorporation or reduction of molecular oxygen, reduced flavin or flavoprotein as one donor, and incorporation of one atom of oxygen. The record is from RefSeq and is a predicted model, not a curated record. The transcript has 5 exons. Bases 1 to 3009 code for a protein of 1002 amino acids. Lineage: Eukaryota; Fungi; Ascomycota; Eurotiomycetes; Eurotiales; Trichocomaceae.
AUGGCCGUUGAAAGCACAAUGAUCGAUCCAACUGAGCAUCCCAUCCUCACUGGAUUAGUGCUUCUCGUCCUCUUCCUCGUUAUUCGAAAUCUCUACCUCUCUUUCCGAUCCCAUCAACGAGCCAAAGCGCUCGGCUGUCUGCCAGCUGUGCAUGGACCAUCUGGACCCUUUGGUAUCAGCUUCUUCCUGCAAGUCGCGAAGGCAGCCCGCGAAGGAAGCCGAAUCCAGCUCCAUGAUUCUCUCUUCAAGAAAUACGGACCUACCUUCAACCAAAAGACCCCAAGCAAUGAUGUCUUGUUCACUAUCGAUCCAGAAAACAUCAAGGCUAUAUUGACCUCUCAGUUCAAUGACUUUGGACUUGGUCAUCGCGCAAAGACUUUCUGGCCGUUGUUGGGUGAUGGUAUUUUCAAUGCCGAUGGUCAGUUGUGGUCGCAUGCCAGAACUUUGUUGCGCCCUCAGUUCACAAAGGAUCAGGUGGCUGACCUCCAACUCAUGGACGAACACAUCUCCGACUUUCUGGCAAAAAUUCCUAAAGACGGCUCUCUUUUCGACAUCCAACCGCUCUUCUUCUCCUUUACAAACGACUCUUCCACCCACUUCCUCUUUGGCGAGUCUCUGGCUCGCUCCAAAAAUGCAACUGGUCGCAGCGACGCAGCCGAAUUCGGUCGCGCGUUCGACAAGUCCCUGGAAUGGAUCAGUCGACGGGUCAGCGCACAGAAACUCAGCUUUCUUGUCGACGGCAACAAAGAGUAUACAUCUGCCUGCAAAUACGUGCACGAUAUUGCUGAUCACUAUGUCCGCAUCGCUUUGGAAUCGCGCAAAGAAGCUAAAGUCUCUGAUCGAUAUGUGUUUUUGCAAGCGCUUGCCAAUGAUACCCAGGACCCUAAAGUUUUGCGAGACAACAUUCUGAAUCUGUUGAUUGCGGGCCGUGAUACCACUGCUAGUCUGUUGAGCUCGGUUUUGUUCUAUUUGUCGCAUGCGCCAGCUGUAUGGGAGCGAUUGCGUCGCGAAAUCAUCAAUGAGUACGGCGACGCAGCUCAUCCAACUGGUGAAAUCACUCAUGCCAAGAUCAAGAACAUGCGAUACUUGCGAUACGUUCUCAAUGAGGCCCUUCGUCUUCUCCCACCAGUCCCCAUCAACAGCCGAAUGUCAUUCAGAGAUACCUCCCUCCCCCGCGGUGGUGGCCCAGAUGGGAAGGGACCCAUCUUCGUCAAAAAGAACACAGUCAUUCCCUUCAGUCUGUAUUCCAUGCAGCGACGAAAGGACAUUUGGGGCCCGGAUGCCGAGGAAUUCAGACCUGAGCGAUGGGAAGAAAAUGCCUCCUCACGGACUUGGGAGUACAUUCCGUUCAAUGGUGGACCGCGUAUUUGUCUCGGACAACAAUAUGCACUCAUCGAGGCGAGCUACACGCUUAUUCGAUUGGCGCAGAAUUUCGAUACCCUUGAAAAUGAUGGCGGAAGUCCGGUGCCUGAUGCAAAGAUGGAUUUGACGCUGACGCAUCGCAAUGAGUUCGGGCGAGGCGACAAAAUGGGCCGCCACGAAGAAAUAGUCAAAGAAGUAUCCCGCGUAGUCAGCCAAUUCCACAAGCUCAACCAGCCUUACCGCAUCUUCCACGGCUCAACAAACAGCACUCGACCGCGGCCAGGCAGUACGCAAAACUUUGUCGACAUUAGCAAACUCAACAAUGUCCUGCGCGUGGAUCGCAGCACCAAGACUGCGGCCGUUGAGCCCAAUGUGCCCAUGGAUAGACUUGUCGAGGCCACGCUCAAACAUGGCCUUGUGCCGCCGGUAGUCAUGGAGUUCCCUGGCAUCACCGCCGGUGGAGGCUAUGCAGGCACGAGCGGUGAAUCGAGUUCGUUUCGGCAUGGGUUUUUUGAUCGAACUAUUAAUUCAGUGGAGAUGGUUCUUGCGAAUGGCGAGGUUGUCAAGACCAGUCGCGACGAAAAGAAGGAUCUCUUUCGUGGCGCGGCUGGUGCGGUGGGAAGUCUCGGGAUCACGACGCUGAUUGAAUUGAAUCUCGUCGAAGCUAAGAAAUUCGUCAAAGUGACUUAUGAGCGCAAACCAACCAUCAAAGCAGCCAUUGAAGCUUUGGAGAAAGAUAGCGCGAACCCGGACACGGCGCCGUUUGAGUAUAUCGAUGGCAUCCAAUUCUCCCCGAAUCAUGGUGUGGUCAUCAAAGGCGAAUUGACCGACGAUUUACCAGCGGACGUGAAACCACAGACAUUCAGCAACCCCUGGGAUCCCUGGUUUUACCUCCACGUCGAAGAAAUUACAAAACAUCAAGAACUCGUCACAGAAUACGUCCCGCUAGCCGAGUACCUAUUCCGCUACGACCGCGGUGGAUUUUGGGUUGGUGCAUCAGCAUUUAAGUAUUUCCGAUUUGUGCCCUUCAAUAAAUUCACACGCUGGUUCCUGGAUGACUUUUUGCAUACCCGCAUGCUCUACAAAGCGUUACAUGCCAGCGGCGAAUCAAACCGGUAUAUUGUCCAGGAUUUGGCCCUUCCUUACGAAACGGCCGAGGAAUUCAUUGAUUACACUACAAAAACAUUUGAUAUCUGGCCGUUGUGGUACUGCCCACUGAAACAGUCUCCUACGCCGACUAUGCAUCCACAUAACACCGAAACUAAACACACAGGCCGUCUGCUGAAUAUCGGCCUAUGGGGAUUUGGACCUGCAGAAUCAACCGAGUUUGUUGCUAAGAACCGCGAUCUAGAGCACAAACUCAAUGACCUGGGAGGCAUGAAAUGGCUGUACGCGCAUACGUACUACCCCGAAGACGAGUUUUGGAAACGGUUUGAUCGGAAGUGGUACGAAGGGUUGCGCGAGAAGUAUGCUGCGACGGGGCUGCCGAGUGUAUGGCAUAAAGUCAAGGUUGCGACUGCUAGCAGCAAGAGCAGCAAGGGUCUAGUGUCGUAUUGGCCCAUUGGCGGAUUCUGGGGAAUAUGGAAAGCCAUUACGUCCAAGGAGUAUUUCAAGCAUAGGAAUGCGACGUGGAGGACUAGAAAAUAG